Uloborus diversus is the source of this 5272-nucleotide messenger RNA. RefSeq names its product rap guanine nucleotide exchange factor 4-like (gene Epac). The transcript has 25 exons. Bases 4 to 2916 code for a protein of 970 amino acids. Gene Ontology annotation, biological process: Ras protein signal transduction; positive regulation of GTPase activity. Gene Ontology annotation, molecular function: guanyl-nucleotide exchange factor activity. The record is from RefSeq and is a predicted model, not a curated record. Gene Ontology annotation, cellular component: plasma membrane. NCBI's taxonomy places the organism in Eukaryota, Metazoa, Arthropoda, Arachnida, Araneae, Uloboridae.
CUCAUGGCUUUAUCGGCAAAAAUAGUGCAAUUGCGGAAAAAGUCAAAAAGUGUCUCGUCUAUGUGUACAAACAAAGCGUGUUGGUUUUGGCCAAAGAGAGCGAUUUAUUACGUCAACGAACCAAAGGAUACAGUGACAUUAUGCACACUCGGUAUCGGCACAGCUUUCGGCGAGUCCAUAUUGGACAACAAUCCACACAGUGCUACUGUGGUUACGAACGAACAUUGCGAACUCCUGCGCAUCGAACAACGCGACUUCAAGGCGAUAUGGGAGCGAAACAGGCAUUUGAUGGAGGACAUCGUAUCUCCCAUCAGCACACUGCGCACAUUAACAGGACUUCCCAAGAAAGAUGAUAGUCAGACAUCGAACGGCAACGUUCGAAAUCUUUCCCCUGGCAGCAAAGAUUCUCCCUCACCUGAUGGACCAAAUCCUGCUCUUCCUAUUACUGAGGAACCUUCGUCUGCUCUUUCCAGAGCUGGCUGGGUGCUUCGGACACUUAUCUUAUGCCAGAGCCCCCACCAUAUCCGUGAUCGCAAGCAUAACAUGCGGACCUUCCGGAAGUGCCUCGUCGGUUCGGAAAUGGUAGAUUGGCUCAUGCAGCAAGGAGCCCCCUAUGUUCGCAUACACAGUCGAGCCCAGGCUGUUGGCAUGUGGCAGGCCCUCAUGGAGGAAGGAGUCCUUGCUCAUGUGACCAAUGAGCAUCAAUUUAAAGACAAAUAUUUAUUCUACCGGUUUCGAGAAGAUCAGCAGGAGAGUUCUCUUCCGACUCUUGAGGACAGGCAGCAAGCAGACGCAGAAUUACCUGAAACCUUAGCUUUACUUCUACAAUUGGCUCCAGAUGCAAUAUUUCGCAUGAUUCUAAGGAAGCCACUCGAUGACAGGACGGCAGAAGAUUUGGAGAUUAUUUAUGAAGAGCUCUUGCACAUUAAGGCUCUAUCGCACCUGUCCAACAGCGUGAAGAGAGAACUGGCUGGGGUACUGGUCUUCGAAUCACACCCAAAAGCUGGAACAGUCCUGUUUAACCAAGGGGAUGAAGGAAAGUCAUGGUUUAUUAUUCUUCGGGGUUCAGUCAACGUGGCUAUCUAUGGAAAGGGAAUUGUUUGCAGCCUUCAUGAAGGAGACGAUUUUGGCAAGUUAGCAUUGGUCAACGACGCACCAAGGGCAGCUACAAUCGUUACUAGGGAGAACAACUGCCAUUUUCUUCGAGUUGACAAGGAAGACUUCAAUAACAUCAUUAGGGACGUAGAAGCAAAUACUGUUCGUCUAAAAGAGCACGGACAAGAUGUUCUCCUCUUGCAAAAGAUCUCUACGGAUGGAAAGGUUGCUAAUGGAACACAUUCUCAUUAUAAGUAUAUGGUCAUGGCUGGAACUCCACAAAAAAUGUUGGAGCACCUCUUGGAGACCAGGAUAGAUCAAAGAAAUGAGGACGCAACCGACACAUUCCUAGAAGAUUUUUUAUUGACUCACGUGAUAUUUAUGCCAAGUCACCAAUUAUGUCCUGAGCUUAUGAGACACUAUAGGAUAGACGCAGCCAACUCUAGACAAGAGAAGGAGUUUAUCAUAGCUAACAAGAAACGUGUCUUGCAGUUUGUACAAAUAUGGGCAUCGAUCAUUCGAUCAGCUUUUUUUGAAGAUUCUAGCAUAGCAACUUUUUUACAAGAGCUUCAUGAGGCUGUAGCAGAAGAUUGUCCAAAGUUUGGGCUGCACGAAGAACUAUCUGUAAUAUCUAAAAUUUUAGAAACAAAACAAAAGUACGAAAAAGACAUAACUGGUGUGCCUCAUCGGUGGAAAGUAGGUCCCUAUGGGCAAAUUCGUCUUCUUUUAGCCAGUGAAUCUCAAGAUGAGGAAAGAACGGAAUUUCGAAGGUGUAUAAAAUCUUCCGAUGAAGUCGUUUUUCGAGUCUACUGCGUCGAUCACACGUAUACGACGAUCAAGACUUCAGCGGGUGCUACAGCAGAGGCCAUCAAAAGAAGCGCAGCUGAAAAAUUGGGCCUGAAAGAUGAACUCUUGCUUGUGGAAGUGAAAUCCACGUCAGAAAGAGUCAUCUUCAAAGAUUCUGAAGUUAGUGUUCCUACUGGGCUGAGCGUGAACGGAAGAAUAUUUUUGGCCCCAACGGAUCAAGUUGAAUCAUUAACACCUUUGCCUGAACAAGAUGGCCCGACAGAUGGCACUGGAAUACUUUUGGAGACGUUAAAUUCUUUGGAUAUUGCUUACAACAUGACUGUUUAUGAAUGGGACUUGUUUUCAUGUGUACAUGAGUACGAAUUGAUCUAUCAGGUGUUUGGUCGCCAUCAGUUUCGAAAGAUCAUGUCAAACCUGGACGUCUUCUUAAGGCGCUUCAACGAGAUUCAGUUUUGGGUUGCCACAGAAAUGACACUCGCCAACACCAUCGGAAGGAGAGUGACUCUGCUCCGCAAGUUCAUCAAGAUUGCUGCCCACUGUCGGGAGUACCAAAACAUGAACAGCUUCUUCGCCAUCGUCAUGGGCUUGAGCAACGUGGCUGUUAGCCGGUUGAGCCAGACUUGGGAGAAACUACCGAACAAGCUGAAACGUACAUUUGCUGAUUUCGAAGCACUAAUCGAUCCAUCCAGAAAUCAUCGAAGAUAUCGAUUGACGGUGGCAAAAAUGGUUCCCCCCAUCAUCCCGUUCAUGCCCUUGCUCCUGAAGGACAUGACCUUCUCGCACGAGGGCAACAAGACCUACAUGGAGGGCCUAGUGAAUUUUGAAAAAAUGCAUAUGAUUGCACAAACUUUACGGACCAUUAGAAAUUGCAGAAGUCAACCUCUUGUUUUGGACCAGCCCCCUGGAAAUAAAUCUCAGCAAGACGUGAGGAAUUACAUCAGGAAUUUGAGGAUAAUAGACAAUCAGAAGCGGCUGACACAACUGUCCGACACAUUGGAACCUAGACGGCCAUGAGUCAUCUGCACAUCCUCAUCCUUACUAAACACGAACAGUUGCAGUGGCACAUCGUCCCAAAUAAUUUAUUCAAAGCAAAUGUGAAGCUUUCUGCUGAAAACAUAUCAGAAUAUACCUGAGGGAAAAAUUCUGGAGAAACGACUGUCAGUUAUUCUAUAAAAACUUCCAAAUUGAAUGUGUACAGAGAGUGUGGCUGAAGCUCUAAAUGACAGGACCCUGUCGAACUGGUUUUCUAAAGCCAUUUUGAUUAACUUCAUUUAAUCGCCUUUACCUGAGCCUGAGCAAAUAAAAUUCAUAGAACUUACGAUGAAACGUGGCAGAUUAUUCCCGAUUCCAUAAAAAUGAUCUCACCAUUUCAUUUACAUGAUCACUUCAAUUCUAGUCAGAAAGUUGUCAUUCAUUUGUCCUUUUUUGCACUGAACUUCAUCGUCCGUCAUAGCGAAAAUUCUCAAUUUGUUGUACCAGAAAUAUGUUUCAAUACUAGUCGUUUAAAAACACAUGUUAGGUACAUUCAUAUGUUUAUAUACAUCUAGUUGAGUUUACCAUCGCGUGUCACAAAACCUCACUUAAUAUUCUGCAUUCAUGAAGUCUACUUCAAGUUUUACCUGAAGAUCUUUGGUGGGCUCCUCUAUUGAUCUUGAAUUCAUAUCGUUAUCAUUUUUCGUCAUAUAUUGUCAUUCCCUAAGUUUGUAUUUGGAUACCAUGACGACGUUAUUUUCUAUAUGAUUUGUUCUAGAACCGCUAUAUAUACAGGUCGACGCAUCAGAUUAAGUUUAGCCAUUUUAAAUCGGAAUUUUUCAUUGUUGCGGUGCUGGGGUUACCAGAGCAAAGUUUCGAGUUUUGUCAACGUGGCUAAAAAUACUAUUUUAUUUAAUAAACAAUUUACGAGAGAGCUGCUAAUAAUUGCUCGCAGUGAAAAAUCACCAAAUACGAUAACUUGUCAGAAAAGAUCUACUCAAAACACGCGAUCCGAUCGAAAAUGGCUGACCUUAAGCUGAUACGUCGGCUCGUAUAUAUAGGGGGCCUUAGUUUGUUCAUUUUGUUUAGGAGAAUUUCAUAUCCAUUCGUAGUUUCCACUUUUUGGCGAUAUGUUUCAUUAGUUGUUAUCAUGUCCUUAAAGAAAACUCUUCAGCAACAUUGGAGUUUUGUUAGAACGUGAGCAUGUUAAAUAAAGGGGUGUCGUUUAUACGCAUUACAUUAAACGUUGCUCAUUUCAAACCAUGAUAUUUAAAACUAUUGUUACACAUUCAUAAAAGUAAGAGCAUGUGACCAAAAACAGUACUUUUUCAGGACAAAAAGGAUUUAAAUAUUGAUGAUAAAAGCUUAAAGAGCAUGUAAAUUUUUGGUUUUUAAAUUGGUUUGGGAUUAUCUAAAAUUUGAAAAUGUAUUUUUUCUUUUUUGUUUCAAUUUGUCCAUUUCUUGAAUUAUGUUUUUUUUUGAAUGAAAUUUAAAUUCUUUGGGUAGAAAUCUGUCUCAGAAAAUAUUUUUUUUUGUUUCGCUUCUUCACUAUUUAAAAUAAAAUGCGCUUGAAAAUAUUACUUAAAUAUUUAAGUUCUUAUUCUUGAUGUUACAAAAAAUCAUUGCAUUGUGAAGUUAUCCACAUAUUCUACUUUUAGCUAGUGUUAUGGGAGUUUUAAUAAAAUUGCUCGUUACAGAACAAUUUUAAGAAAAAUUGUUACAGAUCCAAAUCCUUUUGUGUCACAAUUUUGAUUUUAAAAACUAUUUUUGUUGUUGGGGAGAAAAAUCUAUACUAUCCCUAUGUUAUUGUUUCAAAGAAUUUAUUUCAAAAACAAUAUUUAAGUAUCGACGUAAAUGCAAUUGAAUGAAAGAUUCUUUUAAAUUAUUUUGCUCAAAAUCAGUUCUGUUCAGUUUUGUUCGCAUGAAAGUGCGAUUUUCACAUUUUUAUGAAAUUCCAUUAAUACAUCCAAAACUAUAAUAAUACAAAAAUGUUCCUAUACCCGAAUGCAUUUAUAUGUAACUUGCUUACAUAUUAAACGAUUUGAGCCUCUAUUUUUGUUAAAUAUCAUAACCAUCACAAAAGCUCUAAAAUGGCUGUGAGUUGAAGCCUUGAUUUGAACAUUUUGUAUUGAUUCUGGCAAAUUCAGUCAAUUUCAAUUUUCCAAUGAUCAAUCAGUCCUUUCAAUUUUCAAUCAAAAAUGGAAGAUUUAAAGCUUUUGUUUUGAUUAAUGAAGCAAAGUUUAACAUGUAGAGUUGAUGUCGAUCAAUGAUCCAAGCUCAACUUCAAAAAAAAAAAAAAAAAGGCUAUAAAUUAAAAGCUUACAGUUUGCAUUUAAAUGUUCGCACUUUAGCGAUAUAAAUCAUUUUACUUGCACUGUCUAUUUUUAUUUCUGAUCAU